This is a messenger RNA of Mesorhabditis spiculigera, 969 nucleotides long. The record is from the annotation of a GenBank genome assembly. NCBI's taxonomy places the organism in Eukaryota, Metazoa, Nematoda, Chromadorea, Rhabditida, Rhabditidae.
AUGUCGGAAAACAGCAUGGACUCGGUGGAGAGCGAACUGGGCACCGGGUUACAGUCGGCCAGCCAGCCCUUGUUCGUCGCCCCUCAGAACCCGGUCGCCGAUUCGAAGGCGUGUUUGGAGCGCGUUCGCCAACUAAAACGAAAGGCAAACGAACUGAUCGGCGACCUCAAUCAGAUCACGAAAAUCCAGGAAACCGAGUUGUUGCAGAAAAAAAAACGACGAAGUGCUGUAUAUUUGGACGGGUACAAGCGCCGCCUGGACACGUUUCAGAGCCUCAACUGGAAAUUUGUGCCAGAAUUGCCAGCUCGUGAAUUGGCUGAAAAAGGAUGGCAGAUGAAAGGUCCUGAAUCGGUGGAGUGCCCCAGCUGCUCUCGCUUUGUUUCCGUUGUUUUACCGAAUAUAGUCGAGGUCCCGAUUACGGUGUACAAUGCAUGUAUUAGUCAUGUCCGCGAGAAAUUGACAACCGCCCAUGAGAAUACAUGUCUUUUCCGCUCGCCUCCAGUGGAUUACUUCCCGGAGUUGAGGAAUUCCCCAAAAAACCUGAAGAAAUUUUAUCAAAUGUCUCUUGAUGCACUGCGACGGGUCGAUUUUGGCGAGGCUGCGGGUCAUUUUGACGAGUUGGAUCCAUUCAUACGGGCAAUCUUCGGGGAAUUGCGGCCAAACGAGUUGCUACCGGCCGCGUAUGCACUUUUGCACUGGCGCCCGAAAAGCGGGACUUUGACUAGAUUGGAAUGCGAGCUAUGCGCCAGGGACCUUACACCAAAAAUCCUGCCCGACUUUUCGCACCCGUCAUCCCAGCAUUACGCUUGUUGCCCUCUACUCGAUAAGGGUGAAGAUGGUGAUACGCCUGUCUGGAAGGAAAUGGCGCAGCUCUGUGUGAAACCAGCUGAGGGAAAGGUCAUCGCCGAUCUCUACCGCGUCGAGACGAAGAUGUCGAAAUCCCUCUCCAAUUCUUCGCUGAACAACAUC